Molecule: messenger RNA, 345 nt
Organism: Glycine soja
Lineage: Eukaryota; Viridiplantae; Streptophyta; Magnoliopsida; Fabales; Fabaceae
Exons: 4
Coding region: 1-345 (114 amino acids)
Source: RefSeq, a predicted model, not a curated record
AUGGCUCCGAAGAAACUCUCCACGAAGAGGUCUAGAAGAGACGCCGCAGCGGAAGGGUCCAAUGCCACCCCCGAAGAUGCAAUUUCUGCCAAUUCAAUUCCAGCUUUACGUAAAGGUAGCAUCCCUGGUGUUACAUUUGAUCACAUGAAAUUACAUGUCAAACUGGGGGUGCCUCAUCCUCUGCAACAAAACUUGGACAAGGAUAAAAUUAAGUUUGUGUUUCCAUACAGACAAAUCAUGAACUUUGAAGUAGUGGAUGGUGGACUUGUGUGCUCAACUGAAGAAAUGCCAAAAAACAACGAUGAUUGCUACAUUGUUAAUGCUGCUGUAUAUGUUGGCUACUAG